This is a messenger RNA of Gossypium raimondii (Peruvian cotton), 399 nucleotides long. RefSeq lists its product as uncharacterized. The coding region runs from base 1 to 399 and encodes 132 amino acids. NCBI's taxonomy places the organism in Eukaryota, Viridiplantae, Streptophyta, Magnoliopsida, Malvales, Malvaceae. The transcript has a single exon. The record is from RefSeq and is a predicted model, not a curated record.
AUGGAGCCUUCAAAAGCCUCUCCUACUCCUAUGGUUUCUACAUGCAACUUGUCAGCUCACUGUGGGAGUCCAAUUGAGAAUGAUUUUGAUUAUCGAAGCAUUGUUGGUGCCCUUCAAUAUAUUGUCAUUACUCAGCCUGAUAUUGCCUUUGCUGUUAACAAAGUGUGUCAAUUUAUGCAUAAGCCAUUGGAGCAACAUUUCAAAGCUGUUAAAAGGAUUUUGAGAUACUUGCAAGGAACUCUUGAGUAUGGCAUAAUUUUUAAAGAUGCACCUCGUGUCUCUCUAGUAGGUUAUUCUAAUGCUAAUUGGGUUACAGACUUGGAUGGUAGAAGAUCCACAACUAGAUUCUGUGUGUUUUUAGGCGGAAAUCCUGUAGCAUGGGGUUCCAAGAAACAAUAG